Messenger RNA from Talaromyces amestolkiae, 1197 nucleotides. RefSeq lists its product as uncharacterized. Lineage: Eukaryota; Fungi; Ascomycota; Eurotiomycetes; Eurotiales; Trichocomaceae. The record is from RefSeq and is a predicted model, not a curated record. The transcript is spliced from 4 exons. Gene Ontology annotation, cellular component: cytoplasm. Gene Ontology annotation, molecular function: endopolyphosphatase activity; phosphatase activity. Gene Ontology annotation, biological process: polyphosphate catabolic process. The coding region runs from base 1 to 1197 and encodes 398 amino acids.
AUGACCAGAGACAAAGUCUUGCCAUUUUCAGACCCGUCCAGUGCAUCGAUCGGCGGCGACGACAAACCAUGUCCAAGUCUGCUUCAUAGCCUAUUGCGACAUCUACCGGGCCAGCGCCGAUCGAUCCAGGAUCCUGCAGAGACAAAUACAAACAUAAACAUCAAUACUCACGAACGCGUAACCUGGGAUCGCUCAACGUCGGCACCGCCAGCGGGUAGGAGGCGGUCCGUACUGGGAUGCGCUGCCGUUUUCAUGCUCGUCUACAUGGCAGCGGAGUAUUAUAUGUUGGCGCCGACUAUCCAGGAAUACCCGAUGAUUAUUGAGCCGCUGGAUCUGAAUAUUCUCGGUGCAUUAAGCGAUUGGGCCGUGCCCAACAAGCGGCCUGAGUUUACGGAUUUUCUAACCAUGGAAACCCUAGAUCCUGCUCUAUUGCCAGACCACAAGCCAAAUCGCUUUUCGUUUCGCCAUCGGCGAUUGAUUUUUAUUGGUGACGUGCACGGCUGCUUUGAGGAGCUUGAAGAGCUCCUGGACAAGAUCUCUUUGGCCGGUGGAGAUCACUUAAUAUUUACUGGUGACAUGAUCGGCAAAGGCCCCGAGAGCGGCAAAGUCGUUGACCUUGCACAAGAGCUGGGGGCGUCGUGCGUCCGAGGAAACCACGAAGAUCGCAUCUUACUUGUCCGAUUAGAUUUAAAGUCUCGCGACAUUCUCGAUUCUGAAUCUGUGAACGAAUAUGAUCUACCGCAGUAUGAUCAUCACGAUCGCCAAUUAUCCAGGUCUCUGACCGAUGACCAGGCAGCAUGGUUACAAGCGUGUCCUGUAAUCCUCAAAAUCGGACAUUUAAAGGAUAUGGGUGAUAUUGUGGUUGUUCACGACGGGCUGUCUCCUGGUGUGCCUCUCGCGGGACAGGAAUUGACAAGCGUAAUGUCAAUGCCAACCAAGGUUAAGAAAGGCGUCCCAUGGUUUAAAAUAUACAACCAAUUUAACAUGCUCCUCACAUUAGGCCCCAUAGAGCCAGCGCCUUCGUACACCGAACUGACGACAGUGAUUUACGGUGGCCAAUCGUUUGAUAUGCGGCAAUUUACUAGAGGACUGAACUCAGGAUGCGUCGAGGGUGGUGAAUUAAGUGCACUGAUUAUUGAAGAUGGCGGGAAUAGUAGGGUGGUGCAGGUGAAGUGUAAGGAGUAUGUUGAACCUUAA